This is a messenger RNA of Penicillium robsamsonii, 672 nucleotides long. RefSeq lists its product as uncharacterized. The coding region runs from base 1 to 672 and encodes 223 amino acids. The transcript has a single exon. NCBI's taxonomy places the organism in Eukaryota, Fungi, Ascomycota, Eurotiomycetes, Eurotiales, Aspergillaceae. Gene Ontology annotation, biological process: mycotoxin biosynthetic process. The record is from RefSeq and is a predicted model, not a curated record.
AUGUCCUUGAAGAUUUCAACAUUUCUUCAAACGAUAUUAAGCACCGUCGCAGUGCUAACUCUCGCCUGCCUCGGCUUACUCUUCACCUGGCCGUACCUUCUUCCUCUUACCUCUACCAUACCAUCUUUUCAAUCAAACACUGUGUCAACUGCUCCAAGUCCCAGCCUUAACCUAUACCAGUUUCACACAUCCAAAGAGUUGGAAGAUCUGUCUACAGCCGGAGAUGCUGCCUGGCAACAACUGACAACGACAAACGAUGGCGGGUUCCUUUGGGUUCGCCAUAACGAGACAUACCGGACAGGAUGGGGAAUCAGCAUGUUCCACUCGUUACAUUGCCUCGGUCUGCUACGAGAAACUGUGAAGACAAAAUCCAAUCACGGCACUGGCGACAAUCAUCACGCUUCCCAUUCAGAUGCGGCGCACGCAGGCCAUUGCCUAUCAUAUAUUGCACAAUCACUCCUUUGUUCGGCGGAUGGAACGCUCGAAAGGCCGAAGAGCAUUCUCGACAAGAAUGGCGACAUCCUUCGGGAUGAUAUCAAUGGUGAAGGUGUUGAGCACCGUUGCAGAGAUCAGAGCUUGUUAUGGGAAUUAGCGCGCCGGACAGAACAAGAACCUAUCGGCGUAAUGCCUCAGGCGAGACCUGGAGAUACUGUUUGGGAUUUGUUUAAUUAG